Lachancea nothofagi CBS 11611 is the source of this 2172-nucleotide messenger RNA. NCBI's taxonomy places the organism in Eukaryota, Fungi, Ascomycota, Saccharomycetes, Saccharomycetales, Saccharomycetaceae. The record is from the annotation of a GenBank genome assembly.
AUGGCUGAUCAAGCCGUGGCAAAAAUAAUCAAGCCCAGGAAACUCAGGCGAAAUAGUCACCGUGCACUAAAAGCAUGCGAUAGUUGCCGACGCAUGAAGACGAGGUGUAUUCCUUCGCCGUUACCAGACGAGGUUCAAUGUCUUCGUUGCGACACUCUCAAAUUAAGGUGCUCGUUCCAGGAUUUGUGGAGUGAGGAUGAAGAUAGCGGCAAUGCAGACUCCUCUAAAAUGCGCAGGACCAGCAGUUCAACAAAUGGUAGCUAUGAAUCUGCAGAAUUGACUAAAAGAUUGCUGAAAAGCGGGUAUUCUCCAGAGCAUUUCGCCGUACACUCCAAGCUUCUACAAAAUGUCAACAAGAACGUUAGCAAAAUCUUGGGAAUGCUGGAAGGCCAAUCCACUGCUACGGUACCAGUCUUAUCGCAAAAAAGCGACGACAAAGUUACAGAUGCUGGCGUAGCCUUGGCCAAUGAAGCCGACAGGGCGGUUUCUUCUCGAGUAGUAGGGCUAGACCAGCUGGCUUUGGCGGGAUUGAGCUCGGCGAAUUCUAGGGCAGGAUCGCCGGACCUCAUCCAAAUGUCACUCAAGACUGAGCAGCGUCAUUCAGCGCCGUAUCUGACAUGUCCUUUCACUAUGGUUUCUCAGAUGGUAUCUCGAGGUAACGUGCCACUUCCGAUUCGCAACAUGCAAGAGCGUGCUCUUCUUUUACAGGAUCCAAUAAGCGACGUAAUCGAUAUGGAACUGCUGACACUGGAAGAAACAACUUGUUUGAUGGAGGAUUUUCGCCAAGCGUACGGUCAAUGGUGCUCAUUUCCAGACACAGCACCGUCGGAAAAAUUGGUGAAAAACCUCAAGACGCGUAACGCUUCUCUCUUGUUGACUACUAUUUGUGUGCUCGCGCUCCGAUAUACUGCUAAACAUCACGAUCUCAAGACCCGCAUAUACAAGAAUCUACUAUACAAAUUGAAAAACGACUUGGAAGUUAGUUUGAGGGUGGUUCCGCAGACCGUUGAGUUUAUUCAAGCUAUGGUGCUUCUCUCAAUGUUCGCAUGUUCCUUUAGUAGCGACAUUAUGGCUAUUGAUGCGUGGUAUAUUUCAGGCAUUGGCCUGCAACAGUUUCUUACUCUAAGCAUUACAGAUGGUCUAUACAGGCCUGGUGACGAGUCCAGCGGACUAGGAGCGCUGGGAUUACCAGGGGGAACAGAUUCCUCGGAUUAUGGUGCAAACGUAACAAACUCUCAAUAUUAUAGGUUUCAACUGUUUCGACUCUGGAACCACCUGUGCCUGGCACAUAUUACAAAUUGCGUUUUCUCCGGAAGAAUGUGUAUCAUCGAUGGUGUCAGGGCUGAUUUGUGUCGGCGCACUUUGGACUUUUCUAAAUCUACCAAUUUCGAUGGAAGAAUGGUAGCAGAAAUAUCACUGCAAUUAAUUCUUUACAACUUCGUACAGCAAUGUAACUUGGGGUCUCGUAAGGACCUCGCAAGUUCAGCUGCAUUAGAUGCAGUUCAGGAUGAGUUGCUGACUUGGAUUGAAGAAUGGAGGUAUCUAUUGUCUCAACCCAUAUACCCUUCCAAACAAUACGCCGAAUUUGCGCUAGACUAUGGUCAUACGAUUGUUCUAUACACUUGGUUUCACAGGAAGUUCAGAGCACAGAAAGCUGAAACCAAAGGUGAUACAAACAGCAACUCUCAAGACCCAAACUAUUCUAAGUCAAACGAUAAAACGUCCAUUGGAGAGACAUUGAAUCGGGACUACCCCAUAACAGAGGUCAUUGCUGCAAUGCCCCUAGAUUCACAGUUUAAAAUGCUCGAGCACGCUCAUAGGUCAGUUGAAGCCAUGAUAAAUGAUAGUUUUGAAAGCUUUCGUUUCUUAUCUGAUCAGCUAUUUUUUCAAUGCGUACACUGUUCUUUAAUGUGCCUUAUGGUAGCGCACAAUCUGUACUAUACUACUGCUGGUCAUUUAAGAGAAGAGAACCUCGAACAUAUCCUAAGUGACGUGAAAAAGUUUAGCUUGAGGCUUCAAACAAUAAGAGAGGGCGAGCUCAAAAGUUUUUGGGUUGAAGAAGUUGAUUUGAGAGUCCCUAGUGUCAUCUUGCAAUAUCACAAGGCGAUCGAGGCAUGCCUUCAGGAGAAGUUCCCUGAAUAUGAGAUUCAUGUUGAUGAAGACUAUUUAUAA